UGCCAUGAAGGUGAUGUGAAAGGAGAAAGUUUGGGAACAUCUGUACUCACCAUUUUGCCAUUGGGAGAACUCUGGAGGGUAACGAUGGAGAAGGGUUUCUAGCACAGAGACCCCACUCUGGUCGUUCACUCUGGGGAAACCUCUUCCUGUCUCCAUGGCACUCACACACACACGCGCGCGUGCACACACACACACGUGCACACACACACACGUGCACACACACACACACACACACACAGCUCUCCUUUCCCUCCCACAGAAACUAAUAUACCCUGGCUCCAUCAGACCGUUACCAAAUCCCACUUGAGUACCUUUAUUUCAAUCUCUUGCCCUUUAUCAACUGUGUCAGGAAGCAAACUGCUUCUCUUUUACUACCUGUAUUUAGUCAAGGUUCAAGCUGAACAUCUCCCACUGACAUGCAAUCUGCCCUUCAGGUCAGAGGUCACAUUGCCAACUCAUACCCCAAAUGCCACAGUGAUAAGCAAACACAAAUGCACCCCACCCCCGUGCCAGAGAGCACCUCAGGCUGGUACACCAAAUUUUUAAUAAAUACACAGAGAUGAUUACAAGACAGAUGCCCUGGUAGUAUGGCAAAGGGGAAGACGGUGAGGGUGUGCGUGGUGGGACGUUGUCUGGCCAGGGAAGUGGUCACUGGAUCUAAGGCCACAAGCACACUUUCAUUCUCUGUCUAAUUUACCAUAACAGAAAACCAGACAGCAGGGGUGUGGCGGAAACAUCUGGGUCAGGGCCUUUUAUUACUAACCAGGGGCCACCCUGGACAAGUCACUUCUUGCUGUGCCUCAGUUUCGUCAUCUGUAAGGGGACUGGAUUGUCCAGUGCUUUUUAAAUCGGGGUGCCGGAGGCACAUUCACCACCUGUGUGUGCACUUGGAGUGUCUGUCUUUCCGGGGUGCUAAGUUUAUUCAAGAUUUUGGGGGGGCCCACUCUUUUUACAUUAAAGCAUUUUAUAUCUUUGUUCAGAACACGGAAUUUACAUGGAUUUUAAUUAUGGUAAUUAAUAAUUGAUGAAGUUUCGUGAGCAAUUACUGUGUGCCAAGUGUGAAUCCCUUUAUAUGAUCCUCACAAUUACCCAAUGAGAUAUUAUCUCCAUUUAUAGAUUUUAAGAACCGAGGGCACAGAGAGAUGAACUAAUCUACCCAGUCACAUGUUACUAAGCAAUGAUAAACAACCGGUCCCCUUGCCCCCAAAAAGAUCUGGGCCCAUUGCAAGGAUUUAUCCGCAGACCUGUGAGACUUCUCUGGUGAAGCCUGAAAAGCACAGGCCAAAAUGAUCUCACAUUUUGAGAUCACAGGUCCAGCUCCGGCACUCCUAAAUCAGUUUUAGCUAAAUCAGUGGAUUAAGGUCAUCCUCCGGGUGCCCCUGGAGGAUGAAAGGGGCUGGGGAGGCCUUGCGGGGUUUCUGGGAGUUCACUAGGUGGGGUUUCCGGGCCGCUCGAGCGCUCCUAUUCGGCCCGAGAGCGGCCUCUGCCUGGGCUGCCGCCUCCCUCCCAGCCUGGGUGUUUCCAGCCGGCGUCGCCGGUAUUUCCUCGUUCCCGCGCGCGCCCCAGGCUUAGCUCGCAACGCCCAGCGCCGGCGCUGCUCAGGCGGGAGGGGGCCAGAGGGGAGAUGUCGCAACCGUCUCCCUCCCUCUUUCCCCGCCUUGGCACUCAGUCACCUCCCAGAUGAGCCCGCUCGCAGACGGCUGCGGGCCGCGGGGUGCCCGGCAUGUCCCUUGAGUGCGCGCAGGCGGCGGGCAUUGGGCCCGCGCGCAACCUGGAGCAGGCCAACCGCACUCGCUUCCCGUUCUUCUCUGAUGUCAAGGGCGACCACCGGUUGGUGCUGAGCGCCGUGGAGACUGUGGUGCUGGCAGUCAUCUUUGCCGUGUCGCUGCUGGGCAACGUGUGCGCCUUGGUGCUGGUAGCGCGCCGACGGCGCCGCGGCACCACAGCCAGCCUGGUGCUCAACCUUUUCUGCGCGGACCUGCUCUUCACCAGCGCCAUCCCGCCCGUGCUGGCCGUGCGCUGGACAGAGGCCUGGCUGCUGGGCCCGGGUGCCUGCCACCUGCUCUUCUACGUGAUGACCCUGAGCGGCAGCGUCACCAUCCUGACGCUGGCGGCAGUCAGCUUGGAGCGCAUGGUGUGCAUCGUGCGCCUGCGGAGCGGCGUGCGGGGCCCGGGGCGGUGGGCGCGGGCCGCGCUGCUCGCGCUUAUCUGGGGCUACUCGGCGAUCGCCGCGCUACCCCUCUGCAUCUUCUUCCGCGUCGUCCCGCAGCGGUUCUCCGGCGCCGACGAGGAAAUUCCGAUUUGCACACUGGUUUGGCCCAGCAUUGCCGGAGAAAUCUCCUGGGAUGUGUCAUUUGUUACUUUGAACUUCUUGGUACCAGGACUGCUUAUUGUGAUCAGUUACUCCAAAAUUUUACAGAUCACGAAGGCGUCAAGGAGAAGGCUCACGACGAACCUGGCUUACUCGGAGAGCCACCAGCUCCGUGUGUCCCAGCAGGACGUCCGGCUCUUCCGCACCCUCUUCCUGCUCAUGAUCUCCUUCUUCAUCAUGUGGAGCCCCAUCAUCGUCACCAUCCUCCUCAUCCUGAUCCAGAACUUCAAGCAAAACCUGGUCAUCUGGCCGUCCCUCUUCUUCUGGGUGGUGGCCUUCACCUUUGCCAACUCGGCCGUCAACCCCAUCCUCUACAACAUGUCACUGUUUAGGAACGAGUGGAGGAAAUUUUUUCACUGCUUCUUCUUCUCGGAAAAGAGAGUCAUGUUUACAGACACAUCUGUCAGAAGAAACGAUCUGUCUGUUAUUUCCAGCUAGUUAAUUUUUCUCUGUAGGCGUCUAUUUGUCGCUCUCUGGCAAGCCAUGGUGUGUUUUCAAAGGGAGUUCAUUUCCAGGACGGUCGCACCAGGGUACCUGCUUUAAGAAAAUGUAACCUAUGCAAAUGUACAUUUACAGCACCAGUAAAUUAAGGGGUGAUCAUUCAGUAUAACAAUUUUAUCCUUUAUAAAAGCAUUUGCUGUGGGUUCCUUUUCAAUAUGAACUUUUUCAGUUGUGUAAUAUGAUUAAGUUUAAUAAUUUUUAUUUGUAACUCUUCGGCAAUCUCAUCUCCUACACGUAAAUCCACGCCUUGCUGGUUUCCUGAAGUGAGUCUUGGAACAGGUCCAGGACCCAGAUUUUUCCUCUGAAGAGUCAUGGCCACUCUAGCUCCCCACCUUGGAUUUGCAAGGCUUCAGGAUCAUUCAUUAAUGUCAAGAGCGCUUGAGGAAUUUCCAAGGAACAAGGAUUUAAUUUCCAAGGAAUUAAAGGUGACUUUAUUUUUCAUUUAUAAAGGGAUGCCAUGGACCCCUUUAGGAGAAGCUUUGUCAUGAAGUCAGAGGGGAGGUCGGAUGACUCCAAACAUUUGACAGCGAGAACAGGAGUGAUUCCCUUCGUUGAUCCACCUGUCAGAUGCCUCUUAAGCACGUGCUGUGGCCGGUGUUCUUGGUGGUGGGGAUACAGCAGUGAACCAGGCGGCCGUGGCCCCUGCCCUCGUGGAGCUUACUUAUCUUCUAGAUGGGGGCAGCGAAAAACCAAACCUAAGUCAAUAGACAAUAUAGUAUCAUAGAAUGAGUUAGCAUCAUGAAGAAAAUAGGACAGUGAUGGCAAUUUAGAUGGGGUGUUGAGGGGUCUGCGAAGACCGUCCUGAGGGGUAUAUUUGAGCCAAAAGGUAAACCACAAGAAGGAGCCAGCCAUGUGAAUCCAAGGGAAUGGGGCCUUGCAGAUGGAGCAGACGCUGGUGCUGGUGCAAAGAGGCUUGUGUACUUGUGGGACAGAAAGAAGAUAGGUAUAAACAAAGCAAGCUAUUAGCUGAGCCUCCUGUAUGCCAGGCAGUGUCCUUGAUGCCAAGACAGAGGGAUGCUGUGCUGGAGACCACCGGUUGAGAGCAGAGAGGUUACAGGGCUGGAUUGCACAGGGUCUGGGAGGCUACCAUAGAGAGUUUAUGCUGUGUUUAGUGGGCAGACACUGGAGGUUUGCGAGUGGGUGCUGAUGGGACCUGCUGUACUGGUUGCCGUGCAGGGAAUGAACUUUGUGGAGCAGGAAUAAAGGUGGAGACCAGUUAGGUGGCUGUUGAAGUAGAGAAAGAAGAUGGGGAAGUUGGAGGUGGGUGGCAUCAGUGGGGGAUUGUGAGGAAUGAUCUUGGGACAUACUUUGGGAAGGCAGAGCAAACAUGAUUUAUUGAUGGACAGGAUGCAGAUUAGGAGGGAAAGAGAGGAUUCAAGGGUGACCCCUGGCAGUGAUUGGAUGGAGAGCAGGCAACAAAAAUGGGGAAGACUAGGAGAAUGGGAAAUAGAAGAACCAAGAGUUUCAUUUGGGGCAUAUACAUGUGAAACCCCAGUGAGAUCCAGAUGGAGAGUAGGCAGUUGGGUGCAGGGAUGUGGGGUGUGGGCCUGAAUAUACAAUGUUGGGAGUCAUCAGAUAGUGUUUGCAGAUUUAUGGUUUUAUGAAGUAUCCUGGGAAGAGAGAGAAGAAACCAGAGCCAGCGAGAACCCAGGGCCACGCCAGCACUUGGAGGUUGGGCCAGUGGCUGGAACAGUAGCUCAGGGCCUGGCACAUAGUACAUGCUCAACCAAUCUUUGUCACCAAGUAAAUCAGAGCCAGUAGUUGUCUUUGCUGGUGGAGUUUCUUGAGCAACUUGCUUUUGAAGUAAGGUUUAUGACAAGCUUGAGGACUAGAGGACAGGGAUCUUUUGUUCAUCUUUAGUUAAUAAAUUUGGUAAAUGAAAGCUGCUUUUUGAAGUGAUGUGUGGCUGUCUUCUGGGUCUCUGGGGUGACAGCUGAAGGGCCUGGCUCUGAUGGCCCCUGUUCCAUGUGAAUGACAGGUAGAGCUUUCCUGUGCAUGGUCCCCUGCCUUCUCUCUUUCUGGUGGGAGAACAAAGCACAUUGAUUUGGGGGUCCCAGGAGCCUCCGUGGCCCCCUGAUAUGCCGGCACCCAGGCAGAGCUCUCCUCACACACGGGAGAGAGCUGCCCUUCCCUGCUUUCGACCCAUCUCAGAAAUGUCAGCCUGGCAUCCGAAGUGCUCUAACUGAACCCUCACUGCAGCCCAUCAGGCAGACACUGUUUCCCCAUAUUUCACAAGAGGAGAGUGAGGCUCAGAGAAACUAUACAAGCAGCCCCAAAUCAUACAGCUAAUUAUAUCUGAGGAGAAUUUUGAAGUAAAACUAAGACACUGGUA
Molecule: messenger RNA, 5204 nt
Organism: Balaenoptera acutorostrata (minke whale)
Lineage: Eukaryota; Metazoa; Chordata; Mammalia; Artiodactyla; Balaenopteridae
Gene: FFAR4
Product: free fatty acid receptor 4
Exons: 3
Coding region: 1724-2809 (361 amino acids)
Biological process (GO): G protein-coupled receptor signaling pathway
Cellular component (GO): membrane
Molecular function (GO): peptide binding; G protein-coupled receptor activity
Source: RefSeq, a predicted model, not a curated record